Molecule: messenger RNA, 2461 nt
Organism: Phragmites australis (common reed)
Lineage: Eukaryota; Viridiplantae; Streptophyta; Magnoliopsida; Poales; Poaceae
Product: wall-associated receptor kinase 2-like
Exons: 3
Coding region: 33-2240 (735 amino acids)
Biological process (GO): protein phosphorylation; cell surface receptor signaling pathway
Cellular component (GO): plasma membrane
Molecular function (GO): protein serine/threonine kinase activity; polysaccharide binding; ATP binding
Source: RefSeq, a predicted model, not a curated record
UAGCUAGCUAUUCAGCAACCGUUGAUUGCGAGAUGAUUAAUCGUCCUAUGUCGCUGCCGUUGUUCCUGCUGCCUGCGCUGCUUCUGGCAGCAUCAGCGGUCCCCGCGGAGUUCAGUUGCCCAACUAAGUGCGGCGACGUCGACAUCCCCUACCCAUUCGGCAUCGGCGCCGGCUGCUCCCGCAGCGAGGGCUUCGAGAUCGCCUGCGUCAACAACGCCAGAACGGCGGUGCUCAAGGCCGCCAACAAGACGAUACCCGUGAUGAGCCUGACGGUUGAGCCGCCGGAGGCCAAGGUGAUGCUUCCGGUGGCUCACCAGUGCUACAACUCGAGCGGUGACCCGACCGAGUUAUCGUUCGAUGGUCAGGUGGACUUCAACACGCACGGCGUGUGGCGCAUUUCUAAUGCGCGGAACAUGUUCGUGGUUCUGGGGUGCAACACCCUGGCCUACACCAAGAACUCCAACAGCAAGGGCAAGGGCCGCUACGAUUACGUCUACUACACGGGCUGCGUCGCCUACUGCAAUGACUCGCAGAGCGCGCAGAACGGCCAGUGCGUCGGCGUCGGCUGCUGCCACGUAGACAUCGCGCCAGGCCUCACCGACAACGCUGUUACCUUCAAUUCCUGGGAUCGCGAUGACAUGGCGUACAGCCCCUGCGACUACGCCUUCCUUGUCGACAAGCACAACUACAAUUUCCAAGUGUCCGACCUGCACAUGGAUGUGAACCGGACCAGCAAACCGGUGUGGCUCGACUGGGCCAUCCGCGACGGCGGCGGCGGCCUGUCGUGCACUGCGGCAAAGAACAGGACGGGAUACGCCUGCAUCAGCGCCAACAGCGAGUGCGUUGACUCCGUCAAUGGACCUGGUUACUUCUGCAGAUGCAAGCCAGGCUAUGAGGGCAACCCUUACCAAGCUGAAAACGGAUGCACAAAUAUAGAUGAAUGUACACGCCCCGAAGAGUUUCCUUGCUAUGGUGUUUGCAAGGACAUGGAUGGGUCGUACAAUUGCAAGUGCCCUCGAGGUUACAAGCCUAACGGUGAUCCGAAGAAAGAACGAUGCAGCCCAAAGUUCCCCUUUGAAGCACAGCUUGCCAUAGGCAUCAGUUUGGCCAUGUUCAUGUUAGCUUUGGCUCUACUCUUCACACUAAUGGUGCUACAAAAAAGAAGGAUGAAGGAAUUUUUCAAAAAGAAUGGUGGUUCAGUAAUUGAAAAAGUGGAGAACCUGAAGAUUUUCACCAAGGAGGAGCUCAAGAAAAUUACAAAGAACAAUUCACAUGUCCUUGGCAAAGGAGGAUUCGGUGAAGUCUACAAGGGGACUCUUGAGGACAACACAAUGGUGGCUGUGAAGGCGUCGAUUCUGGUAAAUGAAGCUCGAAAGGAGGAUUUCACCAAUGAAUUGAUCAUCCAGUCACAAAUGAUUCACAAGAACAUCAUCAAGCUUUUGGGUUGCUGCUUGGAGGUUCAUGUUCCAGUGCUUGUUUACGAGUUUGCUGCUAAUGGGAACCUCCACGACGUCCUCCAUGGCGAUGCCAAGGGACAACUUCCUCUUUCACUGGACUUACGUUUGGACAUUGCAAUUGAAUCUGCAGAGGGAUUAACAUACAUGCACUCAUCCACCAGCCGUACCAUACGACAUGGUGAUGUCAAGCCAGCCAACAUACUUCUCGACGACAAUUUCAUGCCAAAAAUCUCAGAUUUUGGGACGUCCAAGCUGCUCACCGUGGACAAGGACUUCACCAUGUUUGUAGUAGGGAGUAUGGGUUACAUAGACCCGGUGUUCCACAAAACUGGGCAUUUGACACAAAAGAGCGACGUGUACAGCUUCGGAGUUGUUCUUUUGGAGCUCAUAUGCAGGAAGCCCACAAUAUAUGACGAAAACUGCAGCCUCAUCAUCGAGUUCCAGAAAGUUUAUGAGCAGGAUAACAGUGGAAGGGCAAUGUUUGACAAGGGCAUUGCAAUAGCCGAUGAAGAUGUGCUGGUCCUGGAAGAAAUUGGCGGGCUUGCAAUCGAGUGUUUGAAGGAUAAGGUCGAAGACCGGCCCGACAUGAAGGAAGUCACAGAACGUCUUGUGAUGCUUAGGAGAGCUAGGAAGCGUGGACUAUGGAACAACAGGAGUCCCCAUCACUUCGACGAGAUCAGCAUUGAUGGAGCUCUCAAGACCUUCGGUACCGAUAGCAGCGGAACAAGCAGUGCCGCUCCUGCGCCAUCCACUCCGGUGAGCAAAGAACUCCCCAACCUGUAACGCGAACAUGUGUGUAUAGGCUUUCUCGAAAUGUCAUCAGGGUCAUCCGCUAUUGGCUACUAUGUACGUGUUUUCUGUAACCGGCUUCAGUUAAGAGAAGCAAGUUAUUUGUAUUCAGGUUGACUUUAUAUUCCUCUGUUCUCAUUGUUUGUAAAUUGUGGAUUGAUAUGUUUGGGACCUUGUAUGCAUAUUUUUGUGAACCAAGUUGUGACACUUGUGAG